Molecule: messenger RNA, 3972 nt
Organism: Triticum dicoccoides
Lineage: Eukaryota; Viridiplantae; Streptophyta; Magnoliopsida; Poales; Poaceae
Product: putative receptor protein kinase ZmPK1
Exons: 1
Coding region: 562-2976 (804 amino acids)
Biological process (GO): recognition of pollen; protein phosphorylation
Molecular function (GO): ATP binding; protein serine/threonine kinase activity
Source: RefSeq, a predicted model, not a curated record
ACACUAAAAUGCAUCUUAUAUACAUCCAAAUCUUUUUUUUUACUCAGUUCCAUAUUAAUUGCCGCUGAUUUAGCACAAAGUUGUACAAAAUCAACGACAAUUAAUAUGGAUCGGAUGGAGUAGAACAUCUUAUCUUAUAAUAGUGAACUGAGGGAGUAGCCAAAUCGUUGUCACCACACAAUUGGAAGUUUGAAACAAGUAGGGGUAUGUUUUUUGACUUAUCUACUAUGUAAUGGAUGGUCAGAUUAGGCAAUGAGUGGCCCAAAUUGAAUGAUGGCUUGGGAGCCUGGAGCCUUAUUUCAGGAGUAUACUUCAGCCAGCUGAAAUAAAAGAUAAUUCUACAACGCGCAUAUUCAAGAAACAAAGAAAUUACAGCUGACCAUUGAUUGACUGGUUGACAAACAAGAGCAAAUUAUCGCCCUCAACAAAAGGACAAGCACCUAUCAGUGUCGUAUUGAAUUAUAGAAGCAUAUUGCUUCCUCUAGUUGGUUCCUAUAUACAGUAGCUGAGUAGUUUCCAUUUGUGUACAUUCCAAAGAUCAACUAGAGUGCCUCAACAAAUAUGGAAAUACACUCCACCUCUCUGCUUCUUCUAAAUCUGAUUCAUCUGUUUUUGCGGAUCUCGGCUCGUGAAUUCCUCUCGCCAGGCUCCUCUCUCUCCGUAGAGGAUAGCUCUGACGUGCUCCAUUCACCAGAUGGUACUUUCACCUGCGGCUUCAACAACAUUUCUGGGAAUGCCUUCGUUUUCUCUAUUUGGUUCUCCAACACAGCUCAUGAAAAGACUGUCGUCUGGAGUGCAAAUCAUCUCCACCCCGUGUACUCCUGGGGAUCCCAAGUCAUGCUAUAUGCAGAUGGCAGAAUGGUUGUAAAAGAUUACAAUGGCCAGGCCGUGUGGGAAACCAAUGUCAGUUCUUCAUCAAAAGCCGAACAAGUCCAGUUGUUGGACACCGGGAACCUCAUCAUGAAGGGCCAAGGUGAUAUCAUUUUGUGGCAAAGUUUUGAUUCUCCUACUGAUACAUUGCUGCCAAAUCAGAACAUUACUUCUGCUACAAAGUUGGUAUCUGCUAAUAGGUUACUUGUUCCUGGGCGCUACAGCUUCCAUUUUGAUGAUCAACAUUUACUCACACUGUUUUAUGAUCAGACGGAUAUCUCUUUUAUCUAUUGGCCAGAUCCUAAUAAGAAUAUCUGGGAAAAGCAAAGAAGCUCAUUUAAUACCACCACAAUUGGGGUCCUAGAUAGCUCAGGUUAUUUCCUUGGAAGUGACAAUUUAACUUUUAAGGCGACUGACUGGGGUCUCAAGGUUAUGAGGAGGCUAACAUUGAAUUAUGAUGGCAACCUUAGAUUAUACAGUCUAAAUAAGUCAGAUGGAAGAUGGUCGGUCACAUGGAUGGCAUAUCCUCGGACCUGCUCUGUACGUGGUCUCUGUGGUAUGAAUGGAAUAUGUGUGUAUACACCUAGGCCAGCUUGUGCAUGUGCCCCUGGACAUGAGAUCAUUGACCAAAGGGACCGGAGCAAAGGUUGCAGGCCAGAAUUCAAUCUCAGUUGUGAUGGGCAGGAGAUGUUUGUGAAGCUACACAACACCGACUUCCGAGGUAAUGAUCAAAGUAGCAGUACAUCAGUUUCAUUCCAUACAUGCAGGAAGAUAUGCUUGAACAACUGCAAUUGCAAAGGUUUCUCAUACUGGCAGGGAAGUGGAAGUUGCUAUCCAAAGUCAUCCCUUGUUGGUGGUGUAACCAGCCCGGGUUUGGGUCAUUCUAUCUAUCUCAAGCUUCCCAAGACAUUACAGGUCUCAGAGUCCUCAAUUCCUCACUCACAACCUUUUGGUCAUAGAUAUGCUCCUAACUGUAGUGCAAAGAACAAAAUUUUCACUACAGAUUUUCUGGAUCAACCUAAGAGCAGUCAGAGUGGAUCACACCCACAGUACUUGUACUUGUAUGUAUUCUUGUCAGCGAUAUUUUGUGUAGAGGUAAUAUUUGUGGCAUUCGGAUGCUGGUUUGUGCUGAGAAAGGAGGGCAAGCAGUUAACAGGAGUAUGGCCAGCUGAGGUUGGCUAUGAAAUGAUAACUAACCAUUUCCGCAGAUACACUUACAAGGAGUUGCAGAGGGCAACUCGAAAGUUCAAGGACCAGAUUGGAUGCGGGGCAUCUGGUAUUGUAUACAAGGGGGUCUUGAAAGACAAGAGGGUAGUAGCGGUGAAAAGGUUGGCAGACAUAAACCAAGGCGAAGAAGAAUUCCAGCAUGAACUGAGUGUGAUUGGAAAGAUUUACCAUAUGAAUCUGGUGAGGGUUUGGGGGUUCUGUUCUGAUGGUCCACACAGGAUAUUGGUCUUAGAGUACGUUGAGAAUGCUUCGUUGGAUAAAACCCUGUUUAGUAGCAAGGCCCCACAGAUCUUACUCGAAUGGAACCAAAGAUUUAAGGUUGCCCUAGGGGUGGCAAAAGGAUUGGCCUAUCUUCAUCAUGAGUGCUUGGAAUGGGUUAUCCAUUGUGACCUGAAGCCUGAGAAUAUACUGUUGGAUGAAAACUUGGAGCCAAAGAUCACCGACUUUGGCCUUGCAAAACUUGUGAACAGAGGUGGAUCCAAUAAAAAUGUAUCGAGGGUCCGUGGAACUAGAGGUUACAUAGCUCCUGAGUGGGUUUCUGGCCAUCCAAUAACAGCAAAGGUAGAUGUCUACAGCUUCGGAGUGGUUCUCCUAGAACUACUCAAGGGGGCUCGUGUUUCAGACUGGGCAUCAAAUGCCGACGAGGAAGUGGAGACAGUCCUUGGAAGGGUUGUUAGGAUGCUUACAGAAAAUCUGAUGCUGGAGCUGGAGGGCAGCCAACAGUUAUGGGUGGCUGACUUCAUUGACUUGAGGUUGAACAGCCAGUUCGAUAACUUGCAAGCAAGAAUGAUGGUCAAGCUGGCUGUUUCAUGCGUGGAAGAUGGUAGAAAAAGGCCCACCAUGGAAAAUGUUGUGCAGAUGCUUCUUUCGGUUGCUUGAUGAAGCUAAGUGGCAUGAUGCAGCAGUAUGCAUACUACCAACCAAAAAAAAAAAGAUUUUGAUGUUUGAUAUAGUACACAGAGCUUAUUCUUGGAUCCAAAACAAGAUCUCUAUGAUGUGUUAGAAAUAAAGCGCAGGUCACUUUGCAUAAGUAGAUUCUGCCGUCCAAGUGUCUGAUCGAGUAGUAUUAAAUUAGCAGUUUUAUUUUGGCAUUUCGUCCAGAUUACUAUUCGAGUUGGUGUCCUGUUGAGUGGUGCUGCUGUAUAGAUGUGUUGGCCGCCGAGUCAGUAAGCACUAGCCUUGUAACUGAUACUCCGAUAAUAAAGUAAAAAGAGACAGAAAAGCAGCAAAUUCUGCUAGCUGCACCAAAAAUCGAUCAAUCUGUUUGUUAGCCAGUUUCUGUGCAUGUCUAGCUUCUGUAGGUCCUUCCCACCAAAAUAACUAACUCGGGAAGAAUCGAUCAGCAAAAUCCAUCAGCUUCAUGCACGAAAGACUUCUCAGCUAGUCACGUGCGGCUCUGGUGUAUCAGUGACUUGAUCAACACCAAGCGGGCUCAAUACUAACAUGACGUGUGUCCAUGUAAAUCAACUGUCAGAAAUGAUCUAACCAUAUAAUAAUCUGAGAAAAAACAUGGGACAAAGUCUCCUCUAACGUUUGUGCUUCCAUUGGGGGCACCCAUAACCAACGAUGGUUUGGGACCCUGGACCCUUGGUGCCACAAAUAGAAGGGGGAGGUCGUGCCCCUUUGGAAUACAGAUACAUACAUGGGUUAAACACUCUAUACUGAACCACUGGUCCUAAAAGAGCAGUAGAGCACUAAAGGGGAUCAGCAAGACGUCUACUCCUGUUGGCCAGCACGAGGUCAAGGCUGGUGGCGCUCAUGCAUCAUCACAGCUGCCGCGAGGGUCAUGCCAGUGAGGCUCUUGGACCCUGCUGCUGCUCUUAUAUCACCGCGGCUACACCGAACCUUCACCACGCAUGCAUCGAGCAGGCACGA